CACGCAAGGAGGGUUUUCGGGCCCGAGGACAGGCUCACCGCAGGCUCCCGCAGCGAGAAGGCACGAGGCUCCAGGGCAGCCACAGGAGUUACCUGGGCAGGUAACCACCUGUCUCCCCUUGCUCGCAGGAUCAAGGCUCCAGGCACAGCCAUGGCCAUCCCCCAGCUCCUCUGGAUAUGGCUGCUGGUCGCGGGCACCCACGGCCUGGAGGACGGCAGCAUGAGGCUGAUGGAUGGAAACAUGGCCAAUGAGGGCCGCGUAGAGAUCUUCUACAGGGGCCAGUGGGGGACUGUGUGUGACGACAGCUGGGACCUGACGGAUGCCAGCGUGGUCUGCCGCGCCCUGGGCUUCGAGAACGCCACCCAGGCUCUGGGCAGUGCGGCGUUCGGGCCAGGAGCGGGCCCCAUCAUGCUGGAUGACCUGGAGUGCACGGGGACCGAGCCGUCGCUGGCCGACUGCAGGUCCAGGGGCUGGCUGAACAGCAACUGCCAACACGAAGAAGACGCCAGCGUGACCUGCACCAGCAAAACCAUAAGCUACCCAGCCGUCCACAUCCUGGAUUUCUCCAGCGAGCUCUCGACGGCCCUGAGCGGAGUCUUUGACAGCCAGCAGAGCUGUGACCUGUCCAUCCAGGUGUGGGCCAGGGGGGAGGAGGCCCUGAGCGUCUGUGCCCACACACUGAUCCUCUCCACCAACCCUGAGGCCCGGGACCUGCUGAGGGAGUCAGGCAGCAAUGUCACCAUGGAGGUGGACGCCGAGUGUGUGCCUGUCGUCAGGGACUUUAUCAGGCCCCUCGCCCUGCUCCGCACGCUGCUCUCCAGGAGCGAGCUGGCCGUGUCCAGCGAGCUGGCUCUGCUGAAGGCCGUGGGUGCGUGGGGCUGGGAGAACCGCGCCUCCCACGAAGUGAUAGCGGGCCUGCUGGAGGAGAUCCGCUUCCCCAUGAUGCUGCCCAUGGACCUGUUCGAGCUGCAGUUCAACAUGUCCCUGUUCCGCGACCACGAGCCGUUGUUUCGGAAGAAGGUGCUACAGGCCCUGGAGUUCCACACAGUGCCUCUCCGGCUGCUGGCCCAGUACCGGGGCCUGAACUUCUCCGAGGACACCUACCGGCCCCGGCUCUACAUGGCACCCACCUGGAGUGCCUCCGUCUCAGGGAACAUCCAGAACUCCUGGCUGGCGGAAAAGUCCAGAAGGAGUGGCUUCCAUUCCGAGUACUCAUACAACACUGCUUACACCCAGGCCCCCUCUGACUAUAGAUAUCACUCCUAUAGAUCUUUCCAGACACCCCAGCACCCCAGCUUCCUCUUCCACAACAUGUUCCUCUCCUGGUCUCUCUCCUACCUCCCCACCGUCCAGAGCUGCUGGAACUACGGGUUCUCGUGUUCCUCCGACGAGGUCCCUGCCCUGGGCCUGACCAGGUCCGGCUACCCUGACCCAGCCAUCGGCUAUGAGAACAAAGCCCUGAUGCUCUGCAGUGGCAGCUUUGUGGCCGCCGUCACCGACUUCAGGGGUCAGAAGACCCCGAUCCCCAACACCCUGAGCACCAAUGGCUCCAGCAAUGCCUCCCUCUUCUCCUGCCCCACGGGCUCCUUCAGCAGCUUCUACGCUGUCAUCCGCCCCUUCUACCUGACCAACUCCUCAGGCGUCUACUAGACGGGGCGGCGAAGCACGUCCCCAAAACGCUCAGCUGAAGGCCUCUUUCCUCUCUGCAGCCACCUCUACAACAAGCCACCAGGUGUCUGCUCCUGCCUGCACCCAUCUUGAGCAUAUAGAAACCAC
This is a messenger RNA of Trichechus manatus latirostris (Florida manatee), 1776 nucleotides long. It is a transcript of the gene LGALS3BP, whose product is annotated as galectin 3 binding protein. Bases 151 to 1650 code for a protein of 499 amino acids. Gene Ontology annotation, cellular component: membrane; extracellular matrix. The record is from RefSeq and is a predicted model, not a curated record. The transcript is spliced from 6 exons. NCBI's taxonomy places the organism in Eukaryota, Metazoa, Chordata, Mammalia, Sirenia, Trichechidae.